Molecule: messenger RNA, 3350 nt
Organism: Owenia fusiformis
Lineage: Eukaryota; Metazoa; Annelida; Polychaeta; Sabellida; Oweniidae
Source: the annotation of a GenBank genome assembly
AUGAAUGAUGUAAAAUUUGAUAAACUGAACAACCACAGUGAGGUGGAAGAUAUGGAUACAGCUGAAGAUAACAUAGAAUUGGAUAGAGGUGGAGAUGUUAAUGCAAAACCUGUAAAUGGUGAUGUAGAAAAUGGUGCCACACCAAAGGAAGAUGAUGGCAUGGAUGAUGAUGAAAGUAGGGCAGAAGCAACAUUCCAUUAUGUCGUGAAAAACAUCAGUAAGAUGCAGAAAGAUACUGACCUGAGUCCCCCACAUUAUAUCAGAAACUUGCCAUGGAAAAUAAUGGCGAUGCCUCGGUAUAGCCCUCAACAUUCAUCUGAUAAACACAGUCAGAAAAGUCUAGGCUUUUUCCUACAGUGCAAUGCUGAGUCCGACUCAUCAUCCUGGUCAUGUCACGCCCUAGCCGAGUUACGAAUUCUCAACUUCAGGACCGACACGGAACCUUUCAGUAGGAAGAUCCAGCAUUUAUUCUAUAGCAAAGAAAAUGACUGGGGAUUUAGUCAUUUUAUUAUGUGGUCUGAUCUGCUUGACCCUGAUAAAGGAUAUUACAAUGCCAAAGAGGACAGUGUUACAUUAGAAGUACAUGUAGUUGCUGAUGCGCCACAUGGUGUCAGCUGGGACUCUAAGAAACACACAGGAUUUGUUGGACUCAAAAACCAGGGUGCUACAUGCUAUAUGAACUCUCUCUUGCAAACUUUAUACUUCACCAACCAAUUGAGAAAGGCUGUUUAUCUAAUGCCAACAGAAAGUGACGACUCAUCAAAAAGUGUUCCACUUGCAUUACAAAGAGUCUACUAUGAAUUACAAUUUAUGGAUAAGGCUGUGGGAACCAAGAAACUCACAAAAUCAUUUGGUUGGGAGACUCUAGACUCGUUUAUGCAGCAUGAUGUCCAAGAACUAUGCAGGGUGUUGCUUGAUAAUAUGGAAAACAAGAUGAAGAACACAUGUGUUGAUGGAACAAUACCUAGGCUGUUUGAGGGAACUACUUUGUCUUACAUCAAGUGUAAACAUGUAGACUACAUGUCCUCGAAAACAGAAGCCUUUUAUGAUAUCCAACUCAACAUUAAAGGGAAAAAGAACAUUGUAGAAUCAUUCAAAGAUUACAUCACGAAAGAAACAUUAGAUGGUGACAACAAAUAUGACGCGGGACAAUAUGGCCUCCAAGAAGCCGAGAAAGGUGUCAUAUUUCUCUCCUUUCCGCCAGUACUUCACCUACAACUGAUGCGCUUCCAGUACGAUCCCAUUACUGAUGCAAACGUCAAGAUCAAUGAUAGGUUUGAAUUCCCAGAUGUUUUGAAUCUGGACCAAUUUCUGCAAAAACCAGAGAAAACUCCUGCUAACUACAUCCUCCAUGCAGUGUUAGUUCAUAGUGGAGAUAACCAUGGUGGACAUUAUGUAGUGUAUAUUAACCCUAAAGGAGAUGGGAAGUGGUGUAAAUUUGAUGAUGACGUCGUUUCACGUUGCACAAAAGCUGAGGCAAUAGAUCGCAACUUUGGAGGCAACGAUGAUGAGAUUACCGUAAAACAUUGUACAAAUGCUUAUAUGUUGGUUUACAUCAGGGAAAAUUCAUUAGAUGAUGUGGCAAGCCCAGUGACUGAAAAUGAUAUACCAGAAUCACUUGUAAAUAGGUUACAGGAAGAAAAGAGGCUGGAGAUGCAGAAACGUAAAGAAAAAGUAGAAGCUCAUUUGUAUAUGAACAUACAUGUGCUGACUCAUGACCAUUUCCAUGGUCACCAAGGCAAUGAUCUCUUCGAUGUCGACAAAUCCAAUAAUUAUAGGUUAUUUAAAAUUAAGAAGUCAGCAACUCUAAAUGACUUUUUAGAAAUGCUCUCAGAAAAUCUGAAAUAUCCUGUAGAACAUUUACGUAUUUGGCCACUGACCUACAGGAGUAACCAAACAUUUAGACCCACAAUGUUAGAAGUAGAAGCUAAUAAAAGUAUUCAUGAUUUAGCUGAUACAGAUGGUCCAUGGUAUGUGUUUGUAGAGACUCUCAGUGUAGAAAGUACAGCACGAUCACUUCCACCUUUUGACAAAGAAUCGGAUGUUCUGCUGUUUCUGAAGAGGUAUGAUCCAAAGACGAAGAGCAUUUCUUACUGUGGACAUAUCUACACACCAAUUACAGCAACUGUUGGGCAGCUGAUGCCAGUGCUGUGUGAGAGAGGAGGUUUCCCACAAGGCACAGAUCUCAUCGUCUUUGAGGAAGUGAAACCAAACCUUACAGAGCGUAUAGAAGACUACGACAUCCCACUAGAAAAGAUCAUGGAUGAACUGAUGGAUGGUGACAUUCUGGUCUUCCAGAAAGACGACCCAGAGCUUCAUCAUUAUGAACUACCCACAGCCAAGGACUAUUUCAAGGACCUGUAUUAUAGAAUAGAAGUGACAUUCUGUGAUAAAACCUUACCAAAUGACAAUGGGUUUACCCUAGAACUUUCCCAACGCAUGAAUUAUGAUCAGGUGGCCAAUGCAGUUGCACAGCAUCUGGGAACAGACCCAUAUUUAUUGCAGUUCUUCAAGGCACAGGGUUAUCGAGAGGGCCCUGGCAAUCCUAUUCGGUGUACAUACGAGGGGUCCCUCAAAGAUCUCUUCACAUACUUUAAACAGAAAAGUCCUAGAAAAAUAUACUAUCAACCACUUAGCAUUCGUAUCAGUGAGUUAGAAAAUAAAAGGCAGUUUAAGUGUACCUGGGUGAAUAUGAAGCUGAAAGAGGAGAAAGAGCUAGUGUUGUACCCUGACAAGAAUGGUAGCGUAGCUGAUCUGCUGACUGAAGCCAGAAAACAAGUGGAACUUCAUCCAACGGAAGGUUCUGGGAAACUGAGGUUAAUGGAAAUCAUCAGUUACAAGAUCUUCAACAUUCAGCGGGAAGAUAUCCAGUUGGAAUGUCUCAGCACAGCUGGGACAAAAUCAUUCAGAGUGGAGGAAAUCCCACUUGAAGAACAGAAUAUUGAUACAGAAGAAGAGUUACUCAUCCCAUGUGCACACUUUCAAAAGGAAAUAUUCUCAACAUUUGGUGUUCCUUUCAUGCUGAGGAUACGACAUGGGGAAGCAUUCUCUCAAGUAAAAGAACGAAUACAGAAACGAUUAGAAAUCAGCGAAAAAGAGUUUGAAAAGUGGAAGUUCGCCAUAGUGGUAAUGGGAAGGCAAACAUAUAUGCCUGAAGACACAGAAUCAUAUGUUAACAUACAAGACUUUCAACUACACACCAUGCAGAGUAGUGGAAUGCAAGCAAGGCCAUGGCUAGGACUUGAUCAUAUAAACAAAACUCCAAAACGCUCUAGAUAUACCUAUCUUGAAAAAGCCAUUAAAAUCCAUAACUGAGAUCUGGUAGGAGGCAUGGUCUAAACAAUGGCCAU